This is a messenger RNA of Fraxinus pennsylvanica, 1098 nucleotides long. NCBI's taxonomy places the organism in Eukaryota, Viridiplantae, Streptophyta, Magnoliopsida, Lamiales, Oleaceae. The record is from the annotation of a GenBank genome assembly.
AUGGCGAAGAAAAAAAGUAGAGAAAUUGAAGAAGAAACCAAGAAAGGAGCACAAAAUGAUGUGUCCAUUACAAACGGCGAUUCUGAAUCUCACGAGAAGCAGUCAAAAAAGAAGAAGAAACACAGAGAAAAAGAGAGAGAACGGAAAAACGACACCUUAUCUUUACAAAAUGAAAUGCCCACCGUAAGCAUUGCUGUUCCUGGGUCCAUUAUCGAUAACACUCAGUCCUUUGAACUAGCCACCCGGUUAGCUGGUCAGAUUGCUCGUGCUGCCACUAUUUUUCGAAUUGAUGAGGUGGUUGUAUUUGACAACAAGAGUACAUCGGAGGAUGAUUCAACUGAUGUGGUGGAGAACGAUACAGAUGAGGGUGAGACUGGUGCUGCUUUUCUUAUCAGAAUCUUGAGUUAUCUCGAGACACCUCAGUAUCUCAGGAAGGGUCUUUUCCCUAAGCAUAACAGUUUAAGAUUUGUGGGUCUAUUGCCCCCACUUGAUGCUCCACACCAUUUGCGUAAGCAUGAAUGGGCUUCAUACAGGGAAGGUAUUACACUGAAAAAUCAAGAUCAAGGUUCUAUAGGGACGCUUGUUGACGUGGGGCUUAGCAAGAAUGUUAUGAUUGAUCAAGUCAUUCAGCCGGGAAGAAGAGUAACGGUAGCUAUGGGAACAAAUCGUAAUCUAGAUGCAGGUGCGCCACGGAAAAUUGUUCCAUCUUCCAGGCCUAGGGAAGAUGGAAUGUACUGGGGAUAUAAAGUACGAUAUGCUUCGAACAUUAGUUCUGUAUUCAAGAACUGCCCAUACAAGGAAGGGUAUGACUAUCGGAUGGGCACCUCUGAACAUGGUUUAGUUAUAAAGUCGUCAGAACUAAAUCUGCCGUCAUUCAGGCAUCUUUUAAUUGCUUUUGGAGGACUGGCGGGAUUGGAAGAGUGUAUCGAAGAAGACAAUGAUUUCAAGGGGAAAAAUGUGCGAGAGGCGUUUGACUUAUAUUUGAACACAUGCCCUCACCAAGGAAGCAGAACAAUUCGGACAGAGGAAGCAAUCUUCAUAUCUCUUCAGUAUUUUCUAGAGCCAAUCAACCGUGUUUCAAGCAAAUACGAGCAUUAA